Messenger RNA from Gadus morhua (Atlantic cod), 1597 nucleotides. RefSeq names its product ELAV like RNA binding protein 1b (gene elavl1b). Gene Ontology annotation, cellular component: ribonucleoprotein complex. The transcript is spliced from 8 exons. NCBI's taxonomy places the organism in Eukaryota, Metazoa, Chordata, Actinopteri, Gadiformes, Gadidae. The coding region runs from base 121 to 1230 and encodes 369 amino acids. The record is from RefSeq and is a predicted model, not a curated record. Gene Ontology annotation, molecular function: RNA binding.
GAGAAACGGAAAGGAGGAGGGAUCGGAAGAGGACGUCAGCGACCGGAAGCAUCUCCCGCUGCUAGCGACGCUUCGUGUUUGAACGGCAGUUUAAAACGGAAAACAUUGAUCAUCAGCACCAUGGCUGUCAGACGGGGACACAUCCGAUACCUGAAGGUCUGUGAGGUGCAGUCUUCACAGAACGACAGCCAACACAACAAAGCAGCCAACAUGAAGGUGGCUCAGCAAGAGUCGUACGAUAACGGCUACGAGGAGCUCAUGUCGGAUGAGGCGAAAGACGCUAAGACCAACCUGAUCGUGAACUACCUGCCCCAGAACAUGAGCCAGGAGGAGCUGCACUCGCUGUUCAGCUCCAUCGGUGACGUGGAAUCGGCCAAGCUCAUCAAGGACAAGGUGGCAGGCCACAGUUUAGGCUACGGCUUUGUUAACUUUGUUAACCCUAGUGAUGCAGAGAGGGCUAUCAGUACCCUGAAUGGCCUGAGGCUUCAGUCUAAAACUAUCAAGGUGUCGUUUGCGCGGCCCAGCUCUGACAGCAUUAAAGAUGCUAACUUGUACAUUAGCGGGCUGCCCAAGACGCUGAGCCAGCAGGAGCUGGAAGACAUGUUCACACGCUACGGACGCAUCAUCAACUCCCGGGUCCUGGUGGACCAGGCCUCAGGUACACACCCUACCUGCGUGUCUAGGGGCGUGGCCUUCAUCCGGUUCGACAAACGCUCGGAGGCGGAGGACGCCAUCAAAGACCUCAACGGCCAUGUGCCCCAGGGCUCCUCGGAGCCAAUCACAGUCAAGUUCGCGGCCAACCCCAACCAGAUCAAGAAGUGCCAGCUGCUGUCGCAGCUCUACCAGAACCAGUCCCGGCGCUUCGGAGGGCCGGUGCACCACCAGGCCCAGCGCUUCAGGUUCUCCCCGAUGGGCGUUGACCACAUGGCGGGCGUGGGCGGGGUGGGGGGAGUGGCGGGGAACUGCCCCGGCGGCUGGUGCAUCUUCAUCUACAACCUGGGGCAGGACGCGGACGAGGGCAUCCUGUGGCAGCUGUUCGGGCCGUUCGGCGCCGUCACCAACGUCAAGGUGAUCCGCGACUUCAACACCAACAAGUGCAAGGGCUUCGGCUUCGUCACCAUGCUGAACUACGAGGAGGCGGCCAUGGCGGUCAGCAGCCUGGACGGGUACCGCAUGGGGGACAAGACGCUGCAGGUGUCCUUCAAGACCAGCAAGGGCCACACCAAGUAGACCUGUCCCCGGUCUCCUGUCCACCUGUCUCCUGUCCACCUGUCACCCGGUCUCCUGUCCACCUGUCCCCGGUCUCCUGUCCACCUGUCCCCGGUCUCCUGUCCACCUGUCCCCGGUCUCCUGUCCACCUGUCCCCGGUCUCCUGUCCACCUGUCCUGUUGGGACGCGCUGUACAGACGCUUUGAGUUCUUUAGUUGUUCCUCUGUUUGCUUUUAUCACCAACGCCGUUUUCUAUUUGUUUGACGGACCGCGCUGAGAGAGUUGUGGUUCCGCGCUGAGAGAGUUGUGGUUCCUCUCGUCUAUAUGGGGUCCCCCCCCCCCCACACACACACACACACGCACACAUCAAUAAACCGUUUUGACUGAA